AUGUCGCGUCCCAUGCCUCGUCUCGUUCUCAUUCGCCAUGGCGAGACCGAAUGGUCUCUCAAUGGUCGUCAUACAGGCCGGACUGAUAUUCCGCUCACUGAGAACGGUGUGAGAGAGACCGCAGAACAGGCAAAGGUUCUCGUAGGGGAAGGCAAGGUCAUCGACCCAAGAAACAUCUGCAAUGUCUUCGUGUCCCCCAGAACUCGAGCACACCGUACUUUCCACUUGAUGUUUGACCACUUAGCCAACCCCCCUUCCCACGUCACCACCGAAGAGGUCAGAGAGUGGGACUACGGAGAAUACGAAGGGCUCAAACCAGCGGAAAUCAAAGAGAGAAAUCCAAACUGGAGCAUCUGGAAAGAUGGGUGCCCAGGAGGCGAGAGCACGGAAGAGAUGUGUCACCGAGUGGAUUGUGUCAUUGCGAAGGUGAAGGAGCACCACAAACAAUGGCACGAGGAAGGCAAGGGCUGCCGCGAUGUAGUUAUCAUAGCUCAUGGACACUUCAACCGUGUCCUCAUAUCGCGCUGGAUCAAUUUCCCGCUUUCUCUUGGUACACACUUCAACGUGGAACCUGCAGGGGUCGCUAUUCUCAGCUACAAUCACCACAAUCUGGCAGAACCCGCAUUGAAUGCGCUAAACUUGUAUUCCCCGCCGAAGUAG
This is a messenger RNA of Postia placenta MAD-698-R-SB12, 660 nucleotides long. RefSeq lists its product as hypothetical. Gene Ontology annotation, molecular function: sedoheptulose-bisphosphatase activity. Gene Ontology annotation, biological process: ribose phosphate biosynthetic process. The coding region runs from base 1 to 660 and encodes 219 amino acids. The transcript has 9 exons. NCBI's taxonomy places the organism in Eukaryota, Fungi, Basidiomycota, Agaricomycetes, Polyporales, Adustoporiaceae. The record is from RefSeq and is a predicted model, not a curated record.